Molecule: messenger RNA, 1469 nt
Organism: Exophiala oligosperma
Lineage: Eukaryota; Fungi; Ascomycota; Eurotiomycetes; Chaetothyriales; Herpotrichiellaceae
Exons: 2
Coding region: 38-1324 (428 amino acids)
Biological process (GO): lipid metabolic process
Molecular function (GO): glycerophosphodiester phosphodiesterase activity
Source: RefSeq, a predicted model, not a curated record
CGGUAGGUAGCGCAGUUGAGAGGAACAUUUCCCCAAGAUGCGCACGACAACCAGUGCUUUGGCCGUCUUGGCCUUGAUGGCGGAGCUUGUCGUCGCAUGGCCGGUGCACACUCCCAAACUCGCCUACAACCCUGCGGACGAGUACUAUAUCUCCUUCGGUCCUCGCCCUUAUUAUCUCAUCCAGAACAUGACCGAAUCUCCCCUCAAGGAUCAGCUGGAAUCUUGCGAGAAUGGGCCUUUCGGCGUGACCGCGUGGAGCAUCGGCCAUCGUGGCGGUGGCACACUUCAAAUCCCCGAGGAAACCGUGCAAUCUACCAUGGCUGGCGCUCGUAUGGGGGCGGGAAUUCUAGAAUGCGACGUCUCCUUCACGUCGGACCUUGGGCUAGUAUGCAGACACGACAUCUGUGACUUGCACACUACGACCGAUAUCCUGUUGAGACCGGAGCUGGCCAAAAAGUGUCACACUCCAUUCACGCCGGCCAACGCAACCCACCCGGCCAAGGCUCUUUGCUGCACCGCUGAUAUCACAAUGGACGAGUUCACGUCUCUCUGUGGAAAGAUGGACGGCUUCAAUGCCAGUGCGACCACGCCGGAGGAUUAUCAGCACGGGGUCCCCUUUUUCCGCACCGAGCUGUACGAUACGUGCGGACAGGUCAUGACGCUCGACAGUUAUAUCGAGCUCGUGGACUCUCUUCCGGGAUACCGCAAUUUCACGCCCGAGUUGAAAACCCCUCCCAAGGCAGUUCCCAUGCCAUUCAACGGGUACACACAAGCCCAAUAUGCUCGGGACAUGAUCAACACCUUCAUCAGCCACGGCAUCGACCCAGCCCGCGUGUUCCCUCAAUCCUUCACUCCCGCCGACGUGUAUCUGUGGUUGAACGAGUUCCCCGAAUGGGGCGCUCAAGCAGUGUUCCUUGACGAGGAUGGAGACGACCCCAGCAACUUCACAACGGCCGUUAACCGUCUCCCUGCCCUCAAGGCAAGCGGAGUCAAUAUCAUCUCUCCUCCGAUCAACUACCUGCUGGCCGUCGGAGGGCCGAACAAUGACACCAUCGUGCCCUCGGACUAUGCCAUCACGGCGAAGAACGCCGGGCUCGACAUCAUCGCUUGGUCAUUCGAGCGUUCUGGCCCUCUGACUCGCGUCGCUGCAGACGGGGACUAUUAUUACUCGUCCGUGGCGCCGGUGGUGCAUUACGAUGGCCAGAUGUAUGAGAUCCUCGACAUCAUGGGACGUGAGAUUGGCAUCAAGGGCAUGUUUGCCGAUUGGUCUUCAACCGUCACGUACUAUGCGAAUUGCUUUGGUUUGAAAGGACCAGGAAACUAAACCCUUCGAAUCUAAUGACGGCUAAAUGAUGAAGAAAUUUCACUGAAGUAAAGGGAACGAGGAAGACCAUCCUUUUGGAUUUGUACAUAGGCAAAUUAAUAUGCAUGAAUGCUUCGACGUGGAGCAGUAAUAUUGUUUGGUCGAG